This is a messenger RNA of Mercurialis annua (annual mercury), 4041 nucleotides long. RefSeq lists its product as uncharacterized. The coding region runs from base 98 to 3760 and encodes 1220 amino acids. Lineage: Eukaryota; Viridiplantae; Streptophyta; Magnoliopsida; Malpighiales; Euphorbiaceae. Gene Ontology annotation, molecular function: U3 snoRNA binding; GTPase activity; GTP binding. The record is from RefSeq and is a predicted model, not a curated record. Gene Ontology annotation, cellular component: nucleus; 90S preribosome. Gene Ontology annotation, biological process: endonucleolytic cleavage of tricistronic rRNA transcript (SSU-rRNA, 5.8S rRNA, LSU-rRNA); ribosome biogenesis; maturation of SSU-rRNA from tricistronic rRNA transcript (SSU-rRNA, 5.8S rRNA, LSU-rRNA). The transcript has 18 exons.
CACACCCAGUGAGCACCCCUAGCAGCCAGUGGGCAUCUCCUUUCCUCGUAUACAAUCAGAAAAUUAUUGGUAGGCUGUUCUCUUGAGUAUCUGUAAGAUGGGUACGGGCGGUGGCGGCAAAGAACAACCGCACAAGGCUCACAGGUCACGCCAGGCAGGUCCCAAGAAGAGGGCCAAAUCCGAUAAAAGGAAGAAUUUUGACGACGAUGCUUCAGUCGACGAAAAAAAGCAGCAAAACCCCAAGGCUUUUGCUUUUAAUUCAAGUGUUAAAGCCAAGAGAUUGCAGUCUCGAACUGUCGAGAAAGAGCAGCGUCGCCUUCAUGUUCCUACUAUUGAUAGGUCUUAUGGCGAACCCGCUCCUUAUGUUGUUCUCGUACAUGGACCUCCCCAGGUCGGCAAGUCUCUGUUGAUAAAAUGUCUUGUAAAGCAUUACACAAAACAAAAUCUACCUGAAGUUCGAGGACCAAUUACUAUUGUUUCAGGUAAGCAGAGAAGGGUUCAGUUUGUGGAGUGUCCAAAUGAUAUCAAUGGCAUGAUUGAUGCUGCAAAAUAUGCUGAUCUAGCUUUGCUAUUGAUAGAUGGAAGCUAUGGAUUUGAAAUGGAGACCUUUGAAUUUCUGAAUAUUUUGCAAGUACAUGGAUUCCCAAAGGUUAUGGGAGUCCUUACUCACCUUGACAAAUUCCAGGAUGUCAAAAAGCUUAGGAAAACAAAGCAAAGGCUCAAGCAUCGCUUCUGGACUGAAAUAUAUGAUGGUGCAAAAUUGUUCUACUUGUCUGGUCUUAUACAUGGGAAGAAGUAUCCCGACCGUGAAAUUCACAAUCUUGCACGGUUUAUUUCUGUCAUGAAGUUCCAUCCAUUAUCUUGGCGAAUUUCUCACCCUUAUGUUUUAGUAGAUCGUUUGGAAGAUGUAACUCCUCCUGAACAAGUGCAUAUGAACAACAAAUGUGAUAGAAAUGUUACACUUUAUGGGUAUUUGCGGGGUUGUAAUUUAAAAAUGGGUUCCAAGGUGCAUAUUGCUGGUGUUGGCGAUUAUAGUUUGGCUGGUGUCACCGCGUUGUCUGAUCCAUGCCCUCUACCAUCAGCUGCAAAAAAGAAGGGACUGAGAGACAAGGAAAAAUUAUUUUAUGCACCCAUGUCUGGCCUUGGGGAUCUCCUGUAUGACAAGGAUGCUGUCUACAUAAACAUUAAUGACCACUUUGUUCAGUUUUCUAAAGCAGAAGAAAAUGGAGGAACAAAAUGCAAAGGAAAGGAUGAUGUGGGUGAGGCUUUGGUAAAAUCAUUGCAGAACACCAAAUAUUCGAUUGAUGAGAAAUUGGAGAAUAGCUUUAUAUCCCUUUUCAGCAGGGCCGGUAUGACUGGAGCGGAAACUCAGAAUGAUGUAAAAGAUAAGAACAAACAGCAGAGACGUGAUAUAGAGCCUUUGGAGCAGAGUGAGUUUGAGAAACAAAAUGAACCCAAUGGGUCAAAAGAAGAAAUCGACGGGGACAGUGAUUCAGAAUCUUCUGAUCAAGAUGAAUUGGCUGAAAGAGAUGCUCUAAUGAAUAGAGAAGACGAAGUUUCUGAUGAGGAAGAUGCUGAUGUAUCAAAUCAUCGGGCUAAUUCUAAAGAUCAUGUGAAGGAACAAGUUGAAUUUCAUGAGGGAAGAUUCAGAAGAAAAGCGACGUUUGGAGAUGACUCUGCUCAGAAUGGUCUGGAGGACUCCGAAGAUGGGAGUGAAGAUAAUGAGGAUGAUGACAGCGAUGAUGAUAAUGAUAUGGUUGAUCAAUCAAAGUCUGAUAUUAAUAUUUCAGAGGAAGACGAAGACGAUGAGGACACUGAUGAUGAUGAUGGCCUGGGCAAUGUAUCGAAGUGGAAAGAAUCAUUGCUUGAAAGGACUAGGUUGAAAAGAAAUAUUAACCUUAUGCAACUUGUAUAUGGGAAUUCCACAUCAACGGCUGUUAUAAAGGAAGAUAGGGACAUCAGUGAGGAUGAGGAAAGCGAGGGAGAUGACUUUUUUAAGCCAAAAGGGGAAGGAAAUAAGAAAAUGAAAGAAUUAUUGGAUGGUACAAUUAUAAAUACUGAGGAUUGUUCCAAAUUUACUAUGUAUGCUGAUCUCAAGAACUGGGAAGAAGAAGAUAUUUAUGAAAGUAUUCGUGAUCGUUUUGUUACUGGUGACUGGUCAAAAGCUGCCAAAAGAAAUCAACCUUCUGAAGCUAAUACUGAAGAAGAUGAUGAGGUUUAUGGUGACUUUGAAGAUCUAGAAACAGACAAGAAAUAUAAGGGCCAUUUAAAAGAUGAAUCUGUCAAUAACGCUAUGGAAGAAGAUAAGCAUCUGGCUGAGGAGCGAAGGCUAAAAAAGCUUGCUCAGCGUGCAAAGUUUGAUGCUCAAUAUAAUGGAUCUGAAUCACUAGAGGAGGAAGUUGAUGAGAAACAGGGAGCUAAGUUUCACAGAGCACAAGGCAAUGAAAGUGGUUAUUUUGAUAAGUUAAAAGAUGAGAUUGAGCUCCAAAAACAAAGAAAUAUUGCUGAACUCGGUGAGCUGGAUGAGGUUACUCGAUUAGAGGUUGAGGGCUUCCAAACUGGGACAUAUGUUAGAUUGGAGGUUCAUGAUAUUCCUUAUGAAAUGGUUGAACAUUUUGACCCUUGCCACCCUAUUCUGGUUGGAGGAGUUGGUUUUGGUGAGGAGAAUGUUGGAUACAUGCAGGUUAGAUUAAAGCGUCACAGAUGGCACAAGAAGGUGCUCAAGACAAGGGAUCCUAUAAUUGUGUCUAUUGGGUGGAGGCGUUACCAGACUACUCCUGUCUAUGCAAUUGAGGAUCGCAAUGGAAGGCAUCGCAUGCUCAAGUACACUCCAGAACAUAUGCAUUGUCUUGCCAUGUUUUGGGGUCCACUUGCUCCUCCUCACACUGGGGUGGUCGCUGUCCAAAAUUUAUCAAACAAUCAGGCAGCAUUUCGGAUAACUGCAACUGCAGUUGUACUUGAGUUCAACCAUGCUGCAAAAAUAAUGAAGAAAGUCAAGUUGGUUGGUUACCCAUGUAAGGUCUUCAAAAAAACUGCACUUAUUACAAAUAUGUUCACUUCAGAUCUUGAAGUAGCUCGGUUUGAGGGUGCUGCUGUUCGCACUGUCAGCGGAAUACGAGGGCAGGUGAAAAAAGUUGCAAAAGAAGAGAUUGGCAACCAACCCAAAAAGAAGGGAGGGGCAGCACGGGAAGGAAUUGCCAGGUGCACCUUUGAGGACAGGAUUCUGAUGAGUGACAUUGUAUUUUUGCGGGCGUGGACUCAAGUUGAAGUUCCUGAAUUCUAUAACCCAAUGACAACGGCAUUGCAACCUCAUAAUAAAAGCUGGCAAGGGAUGAAAACUGUGGCUGAGUUAAGGAGGGAAAACAGUAUUCCUGUUCCUGUUAACAAGGACUCGUUGUACAAGCCAAUUGAAAGAAAGGCGAGGAAGUUCAAUCCAUUGGUGAUAUCCAAGUCAUUACAGGCAGCACUCCCAUUUGCAUCGAAGCCAAAAGAUAUACCUGGUCGGAAACGACCCAAUCUUGAAAGUAGAAGAGCUGUUGUGAUGGAACCUCGAGAACAAAAGCUUCAUGUUGCUAUUCAACACCUUGAAAGAAUUAGAGCUGAAAAGACUAAGAAGCGAAAGGUUAACGAAGAGCGGAAGAGAAAAGAAUACGAGGCGCAAAAAAGCAAGGAUGACGAAAUAUCAAGAAAGCGGCAGAGAGAAGAAAGACGGGACAGAUAUAGGAUACAAGACAAAGCAAAAAAGAAAAGAAGCCGGUAGUAGUAGGGGUCUAUUGAAUAGUAUGUAGAAACAUUUUUCUGUCGGUGCAUAACAUUUCCGAUACUACAAUUUUUAUGCAAUCUGACUGUAAGCAUCACAGAUGAGUGAAGUUUGGUGUUAUGAGUAGGCAUGCACCUCGAAUGUUUUUGUUCUAAUUUUUGAUCGAUUGGCCCUAAUUUUGGAGAACAAGGGGAGUAGCAGGAAGAUAUCUGAUAUUUGCUGCUUUGUAACAUUUGUAACCUACGUAUCAUUUCAUUUUUGGCAAUAUUUUUAUUUUUUUA